AUGCAUUGGUUACUGUGUUUUGGUGUCGUUCUGUGCCUUGUUUUUCCUUCAAAAGUCACAUCCGCCAAAAGAUUUGAUGCGUCUAAUUGCGAAGUAUGUAUGAAAUUUUUGGGAUCCUUCAUCGAAUCACUACAACCCAGUGAUCGAGAAACUUCAGAAAAAAUCAAGGAAGCUUUCAUGAAAAAGUGUUCAACAUCAGUGGGGAAGGAUAAUGAUUUUUGCUAUCAUGUUGGGGGCUUGAAGACGUCAGCGGCAAGUACACUUAAUCGUCUAGUGGAUCCAAUUAAAUGGCAGAUGCCUGUAGAAAAGGUGUGCCAAAAACUAUUUGAACUUGACUCCCAGAUUUGCGACUUAAGAUAUGAGAAAGUUAUCGACCUUAAGGAGUUCGAUUUCAAGAAGUCAAAAGUCAGAGAUUUAAAGAAGAUAAUAGAAAAGUGGGGAUUGGAAUGUCGAGGUUGUUCAGAGAAGAGUGACUUUAUUCAACUCAUCAAGAGCAAUAUUCACAAAUAUGAUUCUGAUGCUGCAACUUAUUUGGAAGCAAGAAACGAACUUUGA
This is a messenger RNA of Trichobilharzia regenti, 555 nucleotides long. The record is from the annotation of a GenBank genome assembly. Lineage: Eukaryota; Metazoa; Platyhelminthes; Trematoda; Strigeidida; Schistosomatidae.